AUGGCACCGGGUCCGUCCGUUGGAGUUGCUGCCAUCACUGGCAUCUCGCUCGCUGUGGCAUUGGGUGGCUUCGGGCAGCACUGGAGGCAGCACUCGCAGACCAAGGCACGCACAGUGGCGACAGAUUACUAUGACAAUUUCUUGAGCCACGCUUGGGCGAGCUCCGGAUGGCUGAAAUAUCUUUCCCUGCUCAUCCUCUUCAACGCACGGGCCGCAAUGAUGUCUACGAUCCUGAUUUCUGUGUUGGUUGGUGUGCUUCGCAUGAUGGCCAUCCUGCCGAACACAGUGUGGACACAGCUUCCAUGCUUUGUAUUCUACUUCGUGAUGCUCGAGGAAAAAGCUGCAUGUAUUCGCGGCCUUGCUGGUUACCUGGAUCGAGCACACACCUUGACCGUCUUAUGGUCGAAUGACUACUUUGGCCGACUGUGGUGCGUGUUUGAGCUGGCCACUUUUCUCCGCAAUCGGUGCAACCGGCCGAUCCAGCUUCUGCCAGUGGAGAUGUCCAUGCUCGCCUUUUUGAUAGGACUCUGCUACAGCAUGGUAAAUCUGGCCUACCGGACCAUCGAUGAGGCACGCAACUUCACUGUCCCUGGUAGCCUGGAAGCAACCCCGUGGCUGGGCACCCUGAAAGCCUGUGGUUGGCUGGCAGUGAUUGGUGGUCCAGUGGUUCCGUUCUUCAUAUAUCUUGGCCUAGACUUCAUGAUGAAGCUUCGCCUCCUGCCCACGCAGCUGCAUACUUUCGACGCUCGAAAGGCUAGCUGCUACUGCUGCACAGUGGAUCAUACAGACCCUCGGAGCAAUGCUCCCAUCUUCUGCGACCGACAGCUGAUCUUGGAAAAGCUGACGGAGUGGUAUGGCGACCCCGAAGAUUGCGAAGACACGGAUACGGGGAUCGAUGGAGCGAUCGAGCAGUUCAACCACCUGGUGCGCAAGGAGCUCGCCGACGUUUGUCUUGCGAUGAUGUCGGGUCGCGAUGUUCUGUGGCAAUACAUAUACCUCUUGAUCGGCAUGAACUGCCAUGUCUGUGCCUAUCUCCUGGGCGACAUAGGCUUCCCCCCGGACUCGAUGGAAGGCUGGGCCCUGCAUUCCUGGAGAGCCAGAGAGUGCACCAGCUUUUGCCACAUCUUCCUGCAAAUAUUCGCAGCGGUGCAGUUGUUCUCGACAGUGUGGACUUUUGGGGCGAUAUAUCUCAAAGAUCAUCAUCGGUUCAUGGCUGCGUUGAUGUUGACCCCCAUCCUGAUCGUCUUGGUGGUGGGGCUAUUCUACUAUCCGUUCCGACUCAGUUUGCAACUCUCCGUUGACGGAAGCUUUCUGCUGCCGCUGACAGCUGUCGCCUUUGAGGCUGUUGUGCUUGUGGCAUUGAACUACACAAGCCGAUUGGCCACGGCAUCCUUCACCCGAACGGCACUGGAGAGUGCGAAGCAGCUUCACAACUGGCAGACCAAGUCGCUCAGCCUCGGGUCAUCCGAGUCGGGACAGGGCCGACAGGAUGUGCCGACGGGCAUGGUGAGCCAGGACAGUUUCUUCAGCAUAUAA
Molecule: messenger RNA, 1536 nt
Organism: Symbiodinium sp. CCMP2592
Lineage: Eukaryota; Dinophyceae; Suessiales; Symbiodiniaceae
Source: the annotation of a GenBank genome assembly